GGGGAAACAAUUGGUAACUGACUUCUUUUCAAAGAAAGGUCAAACUCAAAUGUUCGUCGUCAGUUGCUCAGUGUUUGAGCUCUUCACAGAGACGCCAACACAUUGAGCCAUGGAGAAGUUUGUGCUUGUAUUAGUCUGCCUCCUAGAUGUUUUGGUGUGUUUUGGAACCGGUCAGCACCGUUUACGCGCACGUGUCGGACCGUGGAGACACCGGAUUCAGUGGGAGAAUAACGGCCAGGUGUACAGUUUAAUGAGCACAGGGACUCAAUAUCGCUCCCCUGCGCAAACCAGAAAACGUCCUCAGCUCAUAUUGACAACUAAAAACAGUUUGAACCGACUUCACCCUCCUGUUGCGCUCAGUAGAUCCACCAGAACCAGACAUGGAGACCUCGAGGAGGCAGCCGCGGGUCACUCUCAACAAAACGACCUCAGUCAAAUGGAUGGGUCGGUUCUUGGUGUUGAUGCGGGUCAGUAUUUACUCGCUUCGGGAAUACCCGGGACGCACAGUCAAUCCCCUUCGCGCUUCGCCAGCCGCAGAGAGGCUGUGGCUGUGGGAUACCUUUCACAACAGGCAGCGUCAAACGGCAGCGCCGCGGCUUUCACCACCAUCCAGGAGUUCUCCGGCAGUGGAGUCCCACGAGGAGGCCGGAGUGCACCUGGAGCUGGCGCACAACAGGCCACUGUGUCACCGGUGGGAUCACCGGACUUUACGCACAGCCAAGGCGGAAGGAUAAGCUCGGAAUCAGCAGCCCGGUCACCUGCCAUAGCUGGAUGGGACACCAUGGGAGAGGAUAGUGGGAACACACGUCGCAUCCCGCAGCAAACCAGGUUAGGAGACGUUCGCAGUGCGCAAAGAGCGCACUCACUGACCAGAAACACGGCGGAAUCAAAUGUUUCUCCCACAGCGCUGUCCAGUAACGCCGUAGAAAUACACUUUCCUCGCACAAGGUCGGAUGCAACAAGUGCUAGGGACAUGGAUGACCCACGGGAUCCGCACAGUAUUCAUCACAGGAACUCCGUUUUCUAUAAUGUUUACCCACCAGACCAUAGAAACAGGAUCACUGUGCACCCUCCACCAGGACCGGGCUAUGGCACCAGGUUCUUCCACAAUGGUCUCCCAGACUUGGUUCCUGACCCUUACUACAUCCAAGCUGCCUCUUACAUCCAGAAAGUACAGAUGUACGCACUUCGCUGUGCUGCUGAAGAGAACUGUCUUUCCAGGAUGUGCGUUGGCCUCAGACCCAUUUGGAAGCUACAGUAGCUGUGACAGAGCGGCUGGACAUAAACCUGGCAACCGCCCGAGAUUCUCUCCUCUGAUCUCAGCAGCCACUUUGCCAAGUAAAAGAAGCUCUGAAGUGAAAGGCAAAGGAUUCCUGAGGUCUGCUAAUCACCCGAAUGUGAGGGACCUCGACUACAGAGUCCUGCUGCGGUUUCCACAGCGAGUGAAGAACCAAGGAACAGCGGACUUCCUCCCAGUGAAGCCCAGACAUGAGUGGGAAUGGCACAGCUGUCACCAGCAUUACCACAGUAUGGAGGCCUUUAGUAACUAUGACUUGCUGGAUGUCUUUACUGGACAGAAGGUCGCCGAGGGACACAAGGCCAGUUUCUGUCUGGAGGACACAUCCUGUGACCCGGGUGUACGACGCCGCUUCGCCUGCACUGCUCACACACAGGGACUCGGCCCCGGUUGCUACGAUACGUAUCACGCCAAUAUCGACUGCCAGUGGAUCGACAUCACUGAUGUACCGCCUGGAAACUACAUCCUCAAGGUGACAGUGAACCCCUCGCAGAUCGUUCAGGAGUCUGAUUUUUCAAACAAUGAGGUGCGCUGCGACAUCAGGUACACAGGAAGCUACGUCCAGGCGAGAAACUGCAGGAUCACUGUAAGCUGACCUGACUGAAGACAAACAUUUUCCCACAGAAACCUAUACUUAAUGCCUUCUUGUUGCUCUUAAUGUGCAGCUGAUACUCUGUUGCGUAGCUGUUUUACUUUAAAAUGUUUUCUAAUCUGUUCGUAUUUAUGUCAUAUGAUAUAUAUUGUAACUACAACCAGGCUGGCUAAGAAGAAGAAAAAGCAUAUCAGCGUGAUUCACAUGAUGAAGUUAUUCUUAAGAAAGCUAUGUGAAUUCAUUCAUGAACACAUUCAUUCAGUCAUACUGUACGAGUGAAUUUAUUAACAUUUUGUGUAGAGAAAAAGUUCCUCUGUCUAUUAUUGAGCAUUAAUAUGGAUUGGAGUAAAAGACUUAAAAGCGCUUUUAAAAUUUAUAAUAUAUACCCAAAAAAAUGUAUGCAUUUAUGCAUUUCGAGCAGCAUAGCGUGUAUGAUUUUGUGCAGUUUUGAGUAUAUUACAUACAUAAAUGAGUGAGUAUAUUAUUACUCGCACACAUGUAUAUUCUGUAAUAAUAAUCUAGUGA
Messenger RNA from Perca flavescens (yellow perch), 2414 nucleotides. RefSeq names its product lysyl oxidase-like 5a (gene loxl5a). The record is from RefSeq and is a predicted model, not a curated record. Gene Ontology annotation, biological process: peptidyl-lysine oxidation; collagen fibril organization. The transcript has 9 exons. Lineage: Eukaryota; Metazoa; Chordata; Actinopteri; Perciformes; Percidae. Gene Ontology annotation, molecular function: copper ion binding; protein-lysine 6-oxidase activity. Bases 954 to 1892 code for a protein of 312 amino acids.